CACUAAAAUCAAAACAGCACGAAACAUAAGUUUAGGAGGGGAUUUGAACAAUUUUAUAAAUUAAAUAAAUAGCCUUAAGAGCAAGAUAAAAGUGGCAAAAAAAAAAAAAAUGCAAAUUUGACAACAGAUGUUGUGGUUCUAUUUGUCCCAUUAUUGUGGCAGUCGUGAGCCUUGAAAAGCUGUUAAUUUUUUUCCCCUGGCCACAACUGUGUGACCCGAACUGUGCCCAAGAAGCUGGUUUAUAUCCGUGUGCAUACAUAUCCGCUUAGCAUAAUGGCCACGAGCUUCGGCUAUACUUAAUAAACUUAAAAAAAUAGUCUAAAUACGCUGCUUAGCCCAGCAAAGUGAUAAUGUGAAUCAGAGCAUUUAAGCCUAACUGUAGUGAUUAGUUGCAACCCAUUCGAAUAAUAGAUUCAUAUUUCCCAAGCGCGACUUGGAAUUGCCAGUUCUAGUGUGUUGGUGUGCGUGUGCCUGCUUGCGUGUAUGAGUGGCGUUUUGGAAUGUUGCCCUGCACGAAAUUCAAAUAGUGACCAUCCUUGAGUCGAGCUUUUGCUUCGCUUUGCACAAGUGAUCGCGAUGGACGCGCACACGCUAAACGACCUGUUGGAGUGCUCCGUCUGCCUGGAGCGGCUGGACACCACCUCGAAAGUGCUGCCCUGCCAGCACACCUUCUGUCGCAAGUGCUUGCAGGACAUUGUGGCCAGCCAGCACAAACUGCGCUGUCCGGAAUGCCGCAUUCUGGUCUCGGUGAGAAUUGACGAGCUCCCACCAAACGUUUUGCUGAUGCGAAUAUUGGAAGGCAUGAAACAGUCCGCAGCCACUGGCAAGGGCGACAGCAAGAGCGAGGAGUCCGAAUCUCAGCCGGAAAAGCAGAAAUCGCAGUCAUCUGCGGAAUCGACGGCCACGCCCGUCCAAAAGAAGCCGCCAUCACAGCAGCAGCCACAACCUCAGCCGGCACGCCAGAAGCAGCGCCGCUUCCUACUCCCCCACGCCUAUGCUCUCUUCGAUUUCGCCUCCAGCGAAGCCAGCGACUUAAAGUUCAAGAAGGGGGAUUUGAUACUACUAAAGCACCGCAUCGACAACAACUGGUUCGUGGGCCAGGCGAAUGGCCAGGAGGGAACCUUCCCUAUCAACUACGUGAAGGUGUCGGUGCCGCUGCCCAUGCCGCAGUGCAUUGCCAUGUACGACUUUAAGAUGGGGCCCAACGAUGAAGAGGGAUGCCUUGAGUUUAAGAAGAGCACGGUCAUCCAUGUCCUGCGCCGUGUCGAUCACAAUUGGGCCGAGGGACGCAUCGGCCAAACAAUCGGCAUAUUCCCGAUAGCAUUUGUCGAGCUAAACGCAGCGGCUAAGAAGCUGCUGGAGAGCGGAGUGAUCAACCAUCCACCGUGCCAUCCCCCGCAACAGCAGGGUCAGCGUGCGCUCCCUCCGGUUCCCCUGAUCGAUCCCACAGUCGUCACGGAGUCCAGCUCGGGAUCCUCAAACAGCAACAGCACGCCGGCUAGCAGUAACUCCAGCUCCACAUCCAGCUCGAAUAAUUGCAGCCCGAAUCAUCAGGCAUCGCUACCGAACACGCCCCAACAUAUGGUCGCCUCUGGAUCGGGAUCUGUUCGCUUCCGCGACAAGGGAGCCAAGGAGAAACGGCACUCGCUGAAUGCCUUGCUCGGAGGAGGAGCUCCUUUGAGUUUGCUGCAGACAAACCGCCAUUCGGCUGAAAUCCUCAGUCUGCCGCACGAGCUAAGUCGCCAGGAAGUGGCUUCCAAGCCCACCUCCGCCUCGCAGUCGUCGCGCGUGCUGAAGACUAAUGUCCAGCAGCAAAUGCCGCCCACUCUGCCGUGGGGAUACUUGGCCCUCUUCCCGUACAAGCCGCGACAAACAGACGAGCUGGAACUCAAGAAGGGAUGCGUUUACAUUGUGACCGAACGGUGUGUUGACGGUUGGUUUAAGGGCAAAAACUGGCUGGAUAUAACUGGGGUCUUUCCGGGCAACUACCUGACGCCCCUGCGCACCCGCGACCAGCAGCAGCUAAUGCACCAGUGGAAGUACAUUCCCCAGAGCACGGAUGCCCAACAGGUGCACCCACAACAGCAACCGGUCGCCCAAGAUGUGCGUCUCAAUAACAUGCUGCCCAUGCAGCCACCGGAUUUGCCGCCACGCCAGCAGCAGACUAACGCCACGACCACGAGCUGCUCCUCCGUGUGGACAAAGCCGGUGGAGGCGCUGUUCACCAGAAAGUCGGAGCCUAAGCAGGAAGUUGCAGCCGCCACCGCCGCAGCUUCGAGCAGCAGCAGUUCCUCCGGGGCAGUGGGCCUGAUGCGACGUCUAACGCAUAUGAAGACGCGUUCCAAAUCACCGGGAGCAUCGCUGCAGCAAGCACCGAAGGAAGCCAUCAGUCCCAAUCUUGAAAACACAACUAAACCAACAGCAAAACUACAUCCAGUGCACGUGAGAUCCGGGUCCUGUCCCAGUCAACUACAGCACAGUCAGCCACUUAAUGAGACCCCCACAACAACAGCAGCAGCUACUCCGUCGGCAGGACAACAGCAACCGUUUCUGCCCAAGCAGCUGCUGGCACCCACCAGUACCAGUGUCUCCUACGGAUCCCAGCGCAUUAAGAGCAACAAGGAGCGUCCGCAGUUAAUUUGCGCAAGGCAAUCCCUAGAUGCAGCCACCUUUCGUAGCAUGUACAGCAACGCGGCUUCACCGCCACCCCUAGCACCCGCCUCUUCCGUGACUCCAACCAUCUACUCAGCAGGCGGACAGCAGCAGGCGCUGACUGCAGGUGGAGGAGGUGGCCAGUCGCAGUUGCAUGCCAAUAUGAUUAUUGCACCCAGCCAUCGGAAGUCGCAUAGCCUGGAUGCGGGCCAUGUGCUGUGUCCCAGCAGCAAUGUGAUCACCGAGGCAGCCAUCAAGGCCAGUGCCACCACCAAGUCAGCCUACUGCACAAGGGAAAGUCGCUUCAGGUGCAUUGUGCCGUAUCCACCCAACAGCGACAUCGAACUGGAGCUGCAUGUGGGCGACAUAAUCUACGUGCAGCGCAAGCAGAAGAACGGCUGGUACAAGGGCACGCAUGCGCGCACUCACAAAACCGGACUCUUUCCCGCCUCCUUUGUCGAACCGGAUCCAUAGGCAGCCUUUCAACAGGACAAACCAGAAUUUAUUAAGCGAAAUUCCAAAUUACUUGUCAAAAUUAGUUUAAGUCGCCGGUCGAUUCGGGCUUCCAAUUCGCAAUCUCCUAAUGCUCUUUUUGAAAAAGAAUUAGUUUUGUACUCCUCUCCCGCUCGAAUGCGCAGUUCGCCGUACUUUUUAUACAAUCCCUAAUCAAAAUAGGCUAGUUAUUAACGUAGGUCCUAAGCCCAGGUUACUUAAGCACUAGCGACUAGUUAGCUAGGAAGGAAAAAGUAUGUUGAAGGAACACUAACAAUCUAACAGGUUCUCGUGGCCCUUUGUACGAUGUUAUUUGUAAUAUACGAGUUUUCCCGUAAUAAACAUUUUGUACACACA
Drosophila kikkawai is the source of this 3501-nucleotide messenger RNA. It is a transcript of the gene POSH, whose product is annotated as Plenty of SH3s. The record is from RefSeq and is a predicted model, not a curated record. Gene Ontology annotation, molecular function: protein binding. NCBI's taxonomy places the organism in Eukaryota, Metazoa, Arthropoda, Insecta, Diptera, Drosophilidae.